Molecule: messenger RNA, 1939 nt
Organism: Papilio polytes (common Mormon)
Lineage: Eukaryota; Metazoa; Arthropoda; Insecta; Lepidoptera; Papilionidae
Gene: Uba5
Product: ubiquitin-like modifier-activating enzyme 5
Biological process (GO): protein ufmylation
Cellular component (GO): cytosol; cytoplasm
Molecular function (GO): UFM1 activating enzyme activity
Source: RefSeq, a predicted model, not a curated record
UUUUUAUCCGUGGCAAUUGUCAGAUUGACAAGUUGCACUGAAGUUAAAAGGGAGUUUCGAAGUUAUCCUUAUUUUGGUGCAGAAUUUAAAUAUUAAGUCAAAAAUGGCUUCUGUUGAGGAAUUACAGAAGAAGAUCGAGGAGUUGGAGGUCAAAUUAGCCGCCGCACAGGGGACUAAGGGUCCUGUUAGAGAAAAAAUUGAAGUAAUGUCUGCAGAAGUAGUCGAUUCAAAUCCUUACAGUCGGCUAAUGGCACUAAAACGAAUGGGCAUUGUAGACAACUAUGAGAAGAUCCGUGAGCUGUCGGUGGCUGUGGUCGGUGUUGGUGGUGUAGGCAGCGUCACCGCUGAGAUGCUCACUCGCUGUGGCAUCGGCAAGUUAAUCCUAUUUGAUUACGACAAGGUGGAGUUGGCAAAUAUGAACAGGUUGUUCUUCCAGCCGCACCAGGCGGGGCUGAGCAAGGUAGCCGCGGGUAUCAAUCCAGAUGUUGUUAUAGACGCACACAAUUACAAUAUUACAACUGUUGAUAAUUUCCAGAAGUUUUGUGAUACUAUCAGUUCAGGCAGUUUGAAGGGAGGUGCAGUGGACUUAGUACUGAGCUGUGUGGACAACUUUGAAGCGCGUAUGGCCAUCAACACAGCCUGCAAUGAGCUCGGACAGAACUGGUUCGAAUCGGGAGUCAGUGAGAAUGCAGUCUCUGGACACAUACAGUUCAUAAUUCCCGGAGAGACUGCAUGCUUUGCGUGCGCGCCCCCGCUUGUGGUGGCUUCAAACAUCGACGAGAAGACAUUGAAAAGGGACGGCGUGUGCGCAGCCAGCCUGCCCACCACCAUGGGCAUCGUUGCUGGAUUCCUCGUUCAAAAUGCCCUCAAGUACCUGUUGGGGUUCGGAAAUGUUAGCCACUACCUGGGCUACAGCGCAUUGACUGACUUCUUCCCAACAAUGAGCCUUAAGCCGAACCCUACCUGCAGCGAGGCGUGGUGCGUGCGGCGCGCGGCGGCGGUGCGCGCGCGCCCGCCGCCCGUCGAGCUGGCCGCCGAGGUGUGCGAGGACACCACGCCGCUGCACCAGGACAAUGAGUGGGGUAUUAGCCUGAUCGAUGAGAACGCGCCGGAGGAGGAGGUGCCCUCCAACUUGCAGCUCGCGGAGGGCGUGCAGGUAGCGUACAGUAUAGGUGUGGAGGCGGGGNNNGGGGGCGACAGCAGCACGCCGGAGUCGAGCGGGGGCGCGCUGGCCGCCGCCGAGCUCUCGCUGGAGGACCUCAUGCAGCAGAUGAAGACCUUGUAAUACCAACUGCCUCCACUGGUACAGUCGCGGAAAUACGUGGUGUUGCACUUCAGAUUGCAUUGUUACUUGAAACGAGAUAAAUUCCGUCUCUACAAGUAUCAAAUUAAUAGUGAGUUGAGCAAACGACGGAAUAUUUUUUUUCCUACAGAAGAAUUUAAAUUUAAUAGGCAAAUGGUUGUUCUGCAUCUCAAUUCGUACAAAACGUAUACUAGUUUCAAAGUGGAACACCGACAUAUUCGCUGAUUGUACAUGACCUAUUUUUUACAUUUAACGAUUAAUUUGUGAUUUUUUUACUAGAUAUGUCAGAAUAUGGUUGUAUUAUUGAUUUUUGAAUUUAUUAUUUAUGUUUUGUGGCGUUCUUAUGUGCCUACAAUGUUCUCUCUAUAUGUAAGACAAUAUUUUCUCAAUUUAUCUUGAUGUUCUGAAACGCUAGCUUUUUAGCAAGAUUUAUUAGAUUGAAUGUGCUUCAUGAGUAUUGUUUUAAUUUUUAUUAUAAGAAGCAAAAGACAUUUAUGUAAAAGUAAGAAAAAUAUUGUAUGCUUGUUUAAAAUAUGGAAUAUUUGUUAGAAAAAUGUAACUUAAUAAAACUAUAUUUGUGUUAUCAUUACAAACAUAUCUUCCUUAUUAUAAUGUAAAAUAUCGUCUUUUAAAACA